Molecule: messenger RNA, 2707 nt
Organism: Scleropages formosus (Asian bonytongue)
Lineage: Eukaryota; Metazoa; Chordata; Actinopteri; Osteoglossiformes; Osteoglossidae
Product: protein zer-1 homolog
Exons: 15
Coding region: 50-2359 (769 amino acids)
Cellular component (GO): Cul2-RING ubiquitin ligase complex
Molecular function (GO): protein binding
Source: RefSeq, a predicted model, not a curated record
CCCCCCACCUCCCCCGAACCUCUCCCCGGUUCGGUGUCGCUCAGUCUCCAUGGAAACGGGCCCCGCCCAGGCUGGGGACCGGCCCGAGUCCCUGGCGGAGAUCUGCACCGCGCGCUGCCUCCGCAACCUGGGGGGCACCAUGUGUCGCACGAGCGCCGAGGGCAGCUUGAGCCUCAGCGGGGGGGUCUUUCUGCCCAGCGAGAUCUGCGACAGGCUGCUCAACACGUACGUGGAGCUGGUCCUUACAGACAGCACUUUCCAAAAGCAUGACGGCUUCUUCACGCUUUUCUCGGACCCCUACAGCACGAGGCUCAAGCGGGUGCAGCUCAGGAACGACGUGGUGCGUGACAGGGACCUGGAAGCCAUCGCAAAGCAGGAUCUGAUUGAGCUCCACCUGAUCUACUGCAACAAGCUGACAUCAGGCAGCCUGAAGACACUGACCCACUUCCGACACACCUUGGUCUCCCUCAGCCUCUAUGGCUGCAGCAAUAUAUUCCGCCGGAGGGGCUUGAACACCCAGGCCCUGGACGACCAGGGGAACCCAUCCAGACGAGCAGAGCCAGACUUCACAUUCCAGGGGUUUGACCGGCUGCGGCUGCUCAACCUGGGCGGCCUGGCGCUCCCCGUGGACGUGGAGGCCCUGCUGCAUCCUCUCCCCACCCUGGUCUCUCUGGACCUGUCUGGUAUCCGGAUCCCCAGAGCAAAGUUCCUGCUGCAGUGGAAGGAUACACUGGCCUCCCUGGUGCUGUACAACGUGGAGCUGUCAGAGGAGCACAUCCACACCAUUGUGAAGCUGAGCAACCUCCGACACUUGGACAUCUCCCGCGAAAACCAGCGCAGCUUCAGUUUCAAGCUCUCGAGAAAUACCCUGACAGGCAUCGUGCAGGACUUGAGCCACCUGGUCUCUCUGGACAUCUCGUGUAAUGUGAUUGUGGACGACUGCAUCGUGCCACCCUACGAGGAAGCCCUAAGCCGCUCCAGCAUCGAGCCCUCAGACAGCAGCAUCUUCCCAUUCCGGGACCUGAAGAGGCCACUGCAGUUUCUGGGGCUGUACGACACCUCGCUCUGCAACCUGACUCAUAUUCCAGCAUACAAGGUCACGGGUACGAGGAACGAGGACCAGAUCCUGAAUGCCAUUGAGGCCUACACAGAGUUGCGCCCUGAGGUCGCCCACAGGGCCAUCAACCAUCUCUUCGACAUCGCCAGGAUCCAGCACUGCAGCCAGUUGAUCCGGGCACUGCAGCUGGUGAUCGCAGCCUUGAAGUUUCACAAAUACAACAAGAACAUUCAGGUGACGGGCAGCGCAGCGCUGUUCUACCUCACCAACACAGAGUACCGCACCAAUCAGAGUGUGAGGCUGCGACGGGAGGUCAUCCAGGUGGUGCUGAACGGCAUGGAGGAGUACCAGGAGGUCACGGUCCAGAGGAACUGCUGCCUGACACUGUGCAACUUCUCCAUCCCCGAGGAGCUGGAGUUCCAGUACUUGCGGGUCAACCAGCUACUCUUGCGCAUCCUGGAGCCCGCAUGGCAAGAUGAGUCCAUCCAACGAAUCGCCGUGCACCUCUGCAACGCUCUGGUCUGCCAGGUGGACAACGACCACAAGGAGGCCGUGGGAAAGAUGGGCUUUGUCACGACAAUGUUGAAUUUGAUACAGAAGAAGUUGCAGGACAAGAUGUGUGACCAGGUGAUGGAGUUCUCGUGGAGUGCUCUGUGGAACAUCACGGACGAGACGCCCGAUAACUGCGAGAUGUUCCUCGACUCCAAGGGCAUGAGCCUUUUUCUUCAAUGUCUGGAGACGUUCCCAGACAAGCAGGAGCUGCACCGCAACAUGCUGGGGUUGCUGGGUAACGUGGCCGAGGUGAAGGCACUGAGACCGCAGCUGCUCACACCGCAGUUCAUCACAGUGUUCAGUAACCUGCUGGACAGCAAGGCGGACGGCAUUGAGGUGUCCUAUAAUGCAUGUGGAGUCCUGUCCCACAUCAUGUUCGAUGGACCCGAAGUCUGGACCGUGGAGGAAUCGUGCCGGGAUGAGGUCAUGGACAGGAUGAGAGCAGCCAUCCGAAGCUGGGAUGUCAACUCGCGCAGGAACAUCAACUACAGGUCUUUUGAGCCAAUCCUGCGUCUGCUACCCCAGAGCAUUGCUCCCGUCAGUCAGUACUGGGCCACAUGGGCUCUGUACAACCUUGUCUUUGUAUACCCGGAUAAAUACUGCCCGUUACUGAUCAGAGAAGGAGGAAUGGCCUUACUGCAGGGGGUCCUCGAGAUGGACACGUCGCAGGCGGAGACCAAGGACAUGGCACGCAAGGUGAUGGAGUACUGUAGGAACUUCAGAGAGGAACCCAUGGACACUACAAAAUGAGCUUGCAGUGCUCUCAGAAGUGACAGCUGGAAGAAAAAGAGCCCUUGGUUUUGGUUUCCAGUGUGCGAGAUCGUCAACCAUGCUUUUACAAUACCGGGUGUGAGAUUCGAAACCGGUCUGCUUCUCUUCCCAGCAUCCAGCAGGAAUCUUUUUUUAUGGGACAGUGGGAAAAGACGUUUAAAGGAUUGGUUGAAUUUCUUUUUAAUUUAUUUCUUUUCGCUUUCUAUUUUUCUGUCUAUGUUUUGCACAUGUUUUCGGUCUUUGUUUUCGUGUGAAUUUUUUGUGUGCGAGACCUUAAUUGUUUCUUCUUUACAAGAACAUAGAGUAAAAAAACUGAUCUUUCCUUUU